CUCGCCUUCAACUUGUAUUAAACCCAAUAAACUCUAUCUACAACCGCUUCGAUAUUGCUGGUUGAAUCUCCAAGGUCUCAACAAUUUCCAACUAUGUGGAACCCGGCCCAGCAAGUCCUGGGGUUCCCAGGACCCCAGAAGAUCCUCAAGACGUUGGGUACCUGGUGGAUCUCGUCGGCUACAGAUGAAAAGAAGCCGACCUUCGGAGCUUCUACGUCUUGUCCCCUCUCUGAAGUCAGCUGUCAAACAAAGUAUCAUGGCCAGGAUACCUGUUGUUUUAAUUACCCGGGUGGACAGAUGCUGCAGACGCAGUUCUGGGAUGCGGACCCCGCGGUUGGUCCCGAUGACUCUUGGACUAUCCACGGCUUGUGGCCUGAUCAUUGCACCGGUGGUUUUGAUCAAUUCUGUGAUUCCAAGCGGAGAUAUAGCAACAUUUCGCUGAUUCUAGUCGACUCUGGCCGCGGAGAUUUGCUCGAGUACAUGACCGAGUACUGGAAGGACUACCGCGGCGAUGAUGCUCACCUAUGGCAACAUGAAUGGGAAAAGCACGGGACAUGUGUCAGCACCCUGGAGACGCACUGCUACGAGGACUAUAUCCCCCAACAGGAGGUAGUAGACUAUUUCGACAAAUCCGUCGAGCUCUUCAAGGAGGUCCCUUCAUACGAGUUCCUUGCAGCGGCUGGGAUUCUUCCAUCCCACAGCCAAACCUACGCACUUGCAGAUGUCGAAGAUGCGCUGGAGCGUGCGCACGGUGCUCCCGUCACGGUGCACUGUCGGCAGGGAUCCCUUAGUGAAAUCUGGUACCAUUUCAACAUUGCAGGAAGCCUACAAACUGGACGAUUUGUUUCCGCACCUCCAGAUGGACAAACUUCCAACUGCCCCAGGCGAGGCAUUCGUUAUCCGCCCAAACGAUCCGCACCUGAGCCGACAAAGACUACUACUCGUGGGUCGGAACCUACGCAAACAGGGGUUCCCUUUUCAGGAAAAGGAAACCUGAUGGUAUCCACCCUUAACCAGCAACGAGGCUGUAUCAUCAGCUACGGAACCUGGUACGCAUCAGGAACAUGCGCUACUUUCCGGGUGCAGAAGGCAUCAGAUGAUUCGUUUACUCUGAAGUCUAGCAAGGGCCUCUGCGCAUUUGAAGAUGAUUCAUUGAAGUGUGACAGCCAGGUCAGCAAGCCAAGCGAGUUUACGGUUAAAGAUGACAGGCUCGCAUACCUUGGCAACACAACUUUUUACGCGGACAAGGCGCCUAAAGGUCAUGUUCAAAGCGCCGUUUUUGCUUCUGAGGCAGAGCAUCUCAUCGAAAUAGAGAUUACCUGGAAGUCGAAGGCUGGGUCCUGAUCGCAUCUUCUGCGACUAACCCUGCCUAUCACGGGCUUACAUACCAUAGCAUUAUCCCAACUAUUUUGUGACAUUAUUAGAUCCAGAGCUUGGACGGAGGUACACGUCUUAUGUUUAGCUAUAUGCAGACAAUACUCCUUAAAGAAGACCAA
Penicillium brasilianum is the source of this 1496-nucleotide messenger RNA. Lineage: Eukaryota; Fungi; Ascomycota; Eurotiomycetes; Eurotiales; Aspergillaceae. The record is from the annotation of a GenBank genome assembly.